Messenger RNA from Fragaria vesca subsp. vesca, 1234 nucleotides. RefSeq names its product sirohydrochlorin ferrochelatase-like. Bases 15 to 614 code for a protein of 199 amino acids. The transcript is spliced from 5 exons. NCBI's taxonomy places the organism in Eukaryota, Viridiplantae, Streptophyta, Magnoliopsida, Rosales, Rosaceae. The record is from RefSeq and is a predicted model, not a curated record. Gene Ontology annotation, molecular function: lyase activity.
CGAAUUCGUCAAACAUGUCGAUUGGGUCUCUCUUCAGCUCCCCUCAAUUUGCCCCCAAAAUCUUCCCGGCAAGCGAUAACAGAACAAACCCUAACCCUACCCUCAACUUGUUGAAUUGGCAUAGAAGCCCCUCCAGAACUAGAAAUAUGAGCAUUGAGUCCGGGAAUGGAGGACUGGGACAAUCUAAACUCGAUGGAGUCGGUGACAGAGACGCCGUCAUCGUCGUCGACCAUGGUUCGCGCCGUAAGGAAUCAAACCUCAUGCUAAAUGAGUUUGUGGACAUGUUUAGGGAGAGAACUGGGUAUGCUAUAGUGGAGCCUGCUCAUAUGGAGUUGGCAGAACCUUCAAUUCAUGACGCGUUCAAUUCUUGUGUUGAGCAAGGUGCCAAUCGUAUAAUUGUGAGUCCAUUUUUCCUCUUACCCGGAAGACAUUGGAACCAGACUGUUAUUUUGCAGGACAUACCAUCUCUAACAGCUGAAGCUGCAAAAAAGCAUGGGGUAUCAUAUAUGGUGACUGCGCCUCUUGGACUCCACCCGCUACUUGUGGAUCGGACACUGUUGUUGCACAAUUUUUUUCUGAAGCUUUGCUCAGAGCUCUAUUGCUGUUUAACUUGACAUGGGAUCUUUAGGGAGCUCAUGUGCUAAAUACGUUUACCUGCUGUUGCUCAACUUGGAUCCAAAACCAAGUAUCAAUAGACUGCAAUCAUUGUUUUUUACUUUCUUUUCUUUCCUUCUUAACAUUAUUUAUUGUCACAGAAGUUUUAAAUCUCUGCUGUAUUGGCACUUAACUAAGUUUACUUGACAGUAAUGUAUUUCUUCCGAUUUUAGAAACAUAUAUAGGUAUAGGAUCGCAAGUUCCCCAAAUAAGGAGCUCGUACGUACAUACUAUGUUUUCUUUCUCUUGCUCAAGUACUGAUCAGUGAACUAAUAAUCAAGAUAAUUGUAGUUACUGGUUUCAAAGGGCUCGUUGUGCUUUCAUUCUAAGAUGAUUAAGUAUCUGGGUGCAGGAUGUUAUGAAUGACAGAAUCAAUCACUGCUUGAGCCAUGUUGCUGGAGAUGCAGGUGAGUGUGCUGUUUGUGUUGGAACAGGCAAAUGCCAGCUCCAUUGAUUUAUGCAUGUUCAUACCAAAACAGUCUGGGGUAAAGGCACCAUUUCAGUUUAUUUGUUGAAACCAAGUGAUCUUGCCACUUGGAUAGCCAUAUAUAGAGAGCAUCCGGUGCGUAUUGAGGCUGUG